This is a messenger RNA of Rhagoletis zephyria (snowberry fruit fly), 1752 nucleotides long. Lineage: Eukaryota; Metazoa; Arthropoda; Insecta; Diptera; Tephritidae. The record is from RefSeq and is a predicted model, not a curated record.
CCCAUCGGCUUCAUGGAGGUGCCCAUUCCGUACAGUCAGAUUGAGGACGUCUACUCCGUCUCGCGCUGGGACUCCAGUCAGAAGUUCUACAUUCGUGCGGUCAUUCCCGACGGCUCGGUGCUGCUGCAGCUGCCCAACAAAUGGGUGCGCGACCAGUGGCUCAACUCAAUCAACUGGAAGCGCUGCAUGCUAAAGUUUCAACGCAUCCUCGUCAACCCCUCCAUCCGCCAGGAGGUGCUCAUCAAGGAGCUAAAGAACCUCAUCGAUCUGACGCUGACGACGCCGCUGCAGGACGAGUGCAUCUACCAGACGUCGCUGGACAUCAUCAACGAGAUGCUGCAGCUACGCCUCAAAGACUUUGAUCGCAAGCAACACGAGUACCCCUCGGCGGAGACGACCAUGAGCAACAAGAAGCUGAAUGAGGCGAUCAUCCUGGAGCUGGCGCCGCUGCUCGAGAAGACCAGUCCCACGCUGGAGAUUUGCCUCUUCCUCAGCAAGCACUGCCGCGCCUACCCGCGCUCCAUGGUGAUCACCGAGUGCUACAGCGACAUCGUCCAGCGCAUUCUCAAGCACAACAUGGACUACAGCAAGAACCCGCGAACGCGGGUCCUCGUGCAGGACUUCUUUCUCGCCCUGCAGCAGCAGAACGAGGGCGGCAGUCUGGUGGAGCACUUCAUUCGAGUUGUUCACGGCUUCGGCAGCACCUGUCCUCAUAAUCGCGUCAUCAACAACAUCGUCUCCGUCUGUCUGGCGUCCAUGUACGCGCUCUUCGAGAAGGGCAAGGUGGAGUCGAUGACAGAGGAGAAACACUCAGAGAAGGAGAAGGACAAGGAACCGAGGACGGCCGAGCAGGAGGAGGAGUGGCAGCAGCACCUCGAGUGCUUCAUCAACAUCUUCUACAUCAUACCAUUCAAGUCUGUGAUAAUGAACAUCAGCCUGGACCCGCGAUGCGACGUGCACCUGAUGUUGCUGGGAAUGCGCGAAGGCAAAGAGAGCUGGCUGGAGCUGUACAGUCCCACCAACAAGGCCUGCGACGAUGAGGGCCUCUUCUGGAGCUCCAUGCUGAAAAGCCUGCUCGACUGCUGCUGCCGGCGGAAGCGCUUCUACGCGAAGAGUCUCCUGGGCAAGAAGUCGCUGGACGCCUGUCUGCUGCGGGCGCUGCGCGACGACGCCACCAGCCAGCUGGCCCUCUGCGACCUCCUCGAGAUGGAGCUGGGCGAUCAGGGCGAGCUGCAGCAGCAGAUCAUCACCACGCUGAUGACCACCGCCGGCGGGCGGGCCGCCUACGAGGAGCUCUGCCAGCGGCAGUACCACCUCAAGGAGAUUCAACAGCGCGGCGGACCGCAGAAACUGACGCUGCCCUCCCGCUCGACAGACGCCGACCUGGCGAAGCUGCUCGGCAGCGGCUCCUUCGGCAACCUCCGCGAGCUCAGUCUCGCCUUCACCCACGUCACCAGCGACUGUGCGCCCUACCUCAUACAGCUGCCUUCACUGCGAUCGCUCAAUCUCUGGUCCACUCAGUUCAGCGACAAAGGCCUUUUGCUGAUCUCAGAGCACCUGCCCGACCUGGAGUCGAUUAACCUCUGCGAGACUGCGGUCACCGACAAGGGCAUCGACAACUUGACCUCCCUAAAGCGCCUACAGUCGCUGAACCUCAACAGCACACAUCUGUCGGCGGCGAUGUACGAGAAGCUGAAGGCGAAGCUGCCGGCGCUGCGAGAGAUCGACGUUCGCUACACUGACGCCUGGUGA